Lagopus muta (rock ptarmigan) is the source of this 1598-nucleotide messenger RNA. It is a transcript of the gene C1QL2, whose product is annotated as complement C1q like 2. The record is from RefSeq and is a predicted model, not a curated record. Bases 211 to 1032 code for a protein of 273 amino acids. Gene Ontology annotation, molecular function: protein binding. NCBI's taxonomy places the organism in Eukaryota, Metazoa, Chordata, Aves, Galliformes, Phasianidae. The transcript is spliced from 3 exons.
CGUCCAGCCGCCCCUCCCCUGCCUCGGCCCGCCCCACGCGGGGGCAGCUGACCGCACGCGGCCCUGGCGAGAGGCGCUGCCCCGCAGGGAGCGGCCGGCCCCCGCGCCACCAUUACCUCGCACGGAGGCAAGGAGGACCUGCUCUCUCUCGCCGCCCGGCUCUGGCAGCGGAGGAGGCGGCUGCUGGCCGCCGCCGGGCUCGCCCUGGCCAUGGCCGUCGCUCUGCUCGUCGCCGUACCCCUGCUGCUGCUGCAGGCGCCCGCCGAGAGCGGUGCCCACUACGAGAUGAUGGGCACCUGCCGCAUGAUCUGCGACCCCUACAGCGGCGCCCGUCCGCCCGGCCCCGGCAGCACCGCCGCCGUGGAGGCCCUGCAGGACCUGGGGGCCAAUCCCCCGCCGCCCUUCGCGCAGGGACCGAAGGGGGAACCGGGCCGGCCGGGCAAGCCAGGACCCCGCGGCCCCCCCGGGGAGCCGGGCCCGCCGGGCCCUCGGGGGCCGCCGGGGGAGCGGGGGGAUGCGGGGAAGCCGGGGCUGCCCGGGCUGCCGCUGGCGGGGACGGGCGGCGGCGGCGGCAGCGGCGGAGGAGCGGCGGCGGGCGGCGAGGCGGCGGGCGGGCUGAGCGCUGCCUUCGGGGGGCCGCGCAUAGCCUUCUACGUGGGGCUGAAGAGUCCCCACGAGGGCUACGAGGUGCUCAAGUUCGACGACGUGGUGACCAACCUGGGCAAUCACUACGAGCCGGCCAGCGGCAAGUUCACCUGCCAGGUGCGCGGCAUCUACUUCUUCACCUACCACAUCCUCAUGCGGGGCGGCGACGGCACCAGCAUGUGGGCCGACCUCUGCAAGAACGGGCAGGUGCGGGCCAGCGCCAUCGCGCAGGACGCCGACCAGAACUACGACUACGCCAGCAACAGCGUGGUGCUGCACCUGGACUCCGGCGACGAGGUGUACGUCAAGCUGGACGGAGGCAAGGCGCACGGGGGCAACAACAAUAAGUACAGCACUUUCUCUGGCUUUCUUUUAUACCCCGAUUAAAGCGCGGUGAGCGACGUGGCCCAGGCGAUCCCGCGUUUCCCCUCUGACUCCCGUUGUGCCGCGGUUCCCUGCUGCUCUCCGCGGGUCACUUCAGCUUCGUUAUCGGUUUCUAUGUUUUUCUUUUUUUGAUUUUCCCGUGGAAACAAAAUACACGUGAACAACGCGACCCCUCCCUGGCUGCCGCCUUUCCCUGACCCCCAUCCUCAUGUCAGUGUUCUGUGUCACACCAGGAACCUGCAGCCAGAAACCCAAGAGGUUCCUGCGCUGUAUCAGAGAUUCAGAGAUCAGCCUGUGCCAUACACAGCAUUUGAACUGCUCGAUCAUUAUUUUUUUGGUCAAUGAAUAUUAACUACAAUGAUGAAUUUUCAGAUGGAUUAUUCAUGAUGUGGCACUGGACCAUAUUUUUUCCUCUGCUGCUUCAUUUGUAUGGGAUCAAAUGUAAACUUUUCUGUGCAAUGCGAUGCUCGUGUGAAUGAUGAUGUCUCUAACGUCAAACUUGUUCCCGUCUGCAAAAGAAUUCAGUCGUUGACCACACUCAACAAAAUAUCACAUUAAAUUAUGUUUUU